Neoarthrinium moseri is the source of this 2286-nucleotide messenger RNA. RefSeq lists its product as uncharacterized. The coding region runs from base 1 to 2286 and encodes 761 amino acids. NCBI's taxonomy places the organism in Eukaryota, Fungi, Ascomycota, Sordariomycetes, Amphisphaeriales, Apiosporaceae. The transcript has 5 exons. The record is from RefSeq and is a predicted model, not a curated record.
AUGGCGAGCUCUGCCGAACAAACACCCGCGGCCCCAGCCUCCGCCCCUGUCGUUCGCAAGUUCAAGGCCUCGGACCUGCCUCUGACCACAGCGACGCGCUCCGCCAUCGAGGGGCUGGCUCAUAGCUUCAAGAAACAAGGAGGCUACGAUGCCAUCAGGAAGCAGGUUUGGGACAAGUUCGAAGCUAGUGACUACGAGAAUCAAGUGACCAAGUCUAUCCUCGAAGUCGCCGAGAAGGAGCUGGAGCGCAACCCUGCGCAGCUCUUGACGCUGGACCGCAGAAAGGCCGCUGCUCUCAUCGACGGUGCCCUAGAUCGCUCCGGCGUCUACCAAACGGCCGAGGAGGUCAUUGACCAGCUCAUCGACGUGCAAGCCAUUGAGGAUCGCAUACGCGAGCUACGAAAGACCGAUAUUGGCGAGGAGGCAGCAUUGGAAGAGCACACAAGGGGUUCCAAGACCGACCUGGACUAUGCUGUUGAGACUGCAGCCCGCCUGCAAGAGCGCGAACGCAUACGGCGUGUCCUACGGGAGAAAGAGGAGCAGAUAGAAGAGGAGAAGCGCAAGAUCGAACUUGAGGAGAGGAGACAGCGCGAGCGUGAGGCUGAGAAGGCCGAGGCUCUGCGCCAGGAAGAGAGGGACGCUCGUCGUCGUGAAAGAGAAGCAAAAGAAGCAGAGCGCGAGAAGCUACGGCAAAAGGAGCGAGACGAGCGCCGUGCUGCGCGAGAGAAGGAGCGCGAGGAACGAGAAAAGGAACGCGAGGCUCGAAGGCGGUCCAGAGAUAGGAGACUUCAAGACCGCCCGAGAUCCAGGUCUCGCGACAGGGAUAGAGAUCGAGAUCGAGACAGAGACAGGUCUCGCCGCCGUGACAGAGACCGUGAUCGUAGUCGCAGUCGCCGGCGCGAUAGUCGGGACAGGCGCAGGCGGGAACGCACGCCCAGGGAGGAGAGAGAGCGCCACAAACCCGAAGAUGUCAAGAAGAAACUGUCGAAGGAGGAACUGGAACGGCUGGAGCAGGACGCCUUGGCGGAUUUACUGCGUGAGAGCAAACGAAACGCGGAGAAACAGCCAGAGAUCGAAAUCGACGAAGCACUUGCACCACCUCCCAAGAAGACCAAGCCAGCAUCUGCCAUCCAGCCAAUCCGCCGGGACUCACCGAAGACUGUCGUUGAUGGAAAAAAGGUGCCAACGCUUGCCAAGAUAGACUCCAAGGAUUCGGCUCGAGAUGCCAAGGAGACGAGAGAACCCAAAGACGCAGGAGAAUCCAAGGAUGUCAGACAGGCUACGAAGGAGACGGCACAGUCCGCAGAAUCAAAAGAUUCCAAGCUGCCCCGAGACGAUCGAGAUCUCAGGGAUAGAGACCAGAGAGCUGCCCGGGAAGUCAGGUCGCGAGAUGAACGAAGAGGCAGUGUGGCAGUGUCCACUCGCGGUGGACCGACGACCGAGGAGUGGAUCCAGAACUCGCAGAGAGCGCAGCCGCUCUCCACCUCGGCGGUUCCCCUACGAAAACAACUAUCGUCCAGGCGAAAUACAAGCCAGAGCGCAGGGAUCGGAGCAGAUCACGGGGCCGAGAUGACCGUGCCAGGCGAGAGCCAGACCGGCGCGAGCGAUCCCGUUCUCCUCGUCCUCGUGCAGACAGGAGAGACAGGAGUCGCUCUCGUCUGCGUCUGGACCGUCGCGAGCGCAGUCGAUCUACGCGACGCGCACGGAGCAGGGACAAGGUCACGCUCUCGCCCUGCCACGGCGACGAAACAUGAGUCCCAGCCCGACGUCGAGGCCUGGAAGCAGGGUGAGAUCAAGAAACGCGAGCAAGAAGCCAAGGCCUAUUUAGCCGCUCAGCGUGAAGCCCGCCAGAAGGGCCUGCCCGUCCCUGGGUUUGACGACCGCCGCAGCUCAGGUGACCGCUCUCCUGAGGCAAAGCGCAAUGGGCCCCGUGUAGGGGAUGACAUUGACCGUUAUCGACCCAACGAGGAGAGGGACAGGCCUCGAGAUCGCGACAAGGAGCCGGAGCGCGAACGGGAGCGGGCUCGCGAAAGCCGGGUCCGCGAACGAGAUCCAAGGGAUGAUCGUCGGGAUCGGGACAAAGACCGCGACAGGGAUGACCGCCGCGAACGACGCCGUAGCAGGACCCGAAGCCGCAGUCGUCGUCGCAACGAGCGCGAGAGGAGCAGGAGCCGUGACCGGGAGAGGGACCGUGACAGGGAUAGGAGGAGCCGGCGUGAGCGUAGUAUCGACUCGAGACGCGACAGGCGGGACCGAAGCCGAAGACGCAGCAGGAGCCCGCGUUAA